Molecule: messenger RNA, 1466 nt
Organism: Erigeron canadensis
Lineage: Eukaryota; Viridiplantae; Streptophyta; Magnoliopsida; Asterales; Asteraceae
Product: shikimate O-hydroxycinnamoyltransferase-like
Exons: 2
Coding region: 48-1376 (442 amino acids)
Molecular function (GO): acyltransferase activity, transferring groups other than amino-acyl groups
Source: RefSeq, a predicted model, not a curated record
CUUUUCUUCCUAUAAUAAAAUUCCAUUAAAAUUUUAUCAAAAAAUAAAUGACAAGCAACGACGGGGCAGAAAAAAUGAAGCUAACACUAAAAGAAUCUUCAAUAAUAAAACCAUCCAAAACGACACCGUAUAAGCAACUAUGGAACUCAAAUCUUGAUUUGGUGGUGGGUCGGAUCCAUAUAUUGACUGUUUACUUUUAUAGGCCAAAUGGGUCUUCAAAUUUCUUUGAUUCUAUGGUGUUAAAGAAAGCACUUGCUGACGUUUUAGUCACUUUUUUUCCGAUGGCCGGACGGUUGGGUAAGGAUGAUGACGGUGAUGAUGGCAGAGUUGUAAUUAAUUGUAAUGGAGAGGGUGUUUUGUUUGUUGAAGCUGAAGCUGAUUGUUGCAUUGAUGAUUUUGGUGAGCUUACUCCGUCGCCGGAGUUGAGGAGGUUGGCACCGACCGUGGAUUAUUCCGGCGAUGUAUCUUCUUAUCCGUUGGUUAUUACACAGGUCACACGUUUCAAGUGUGGUGGAGUUUCUCUUGGCUGUGGACUGCACCAUACGUUAUCUGAUGGCUUAUCAUCCCUUCACUUCAUCAACACAUGGUCCGAUACAGCCCGAGGCUUAUCUGUUGCAAUUCCACCAUUCAAUGACCGUACUCUUCUUCGAGCCCGUGACCCACCAACCCCAUUGUUCGACCACGUCGAAUACCACCCACCACCGUCGAUGAUCACUACAACAAAAAUACAAAAAUCGCCGUCUGCUUCAACUUCCAUCCUACGGCUCACCCUUGAUCAAAUUAACGUUCUUAAAUCAAAGGGGAAAGGCGAUGGUAGCAUGUACCAUAGUACAUACGAGAUCCUAGCCGCUCACCUAUGGCGUUGUGCUUGCAAAGCGCGUGGACUUGUAGACACUCAACCAACCAAACUUUACGUGGCUACUGACGGACGGUCAAGAUUGAUCCCUCCACUCCCUCAAGGAUACCUCGGGAAUGUUGUUUUCACAGCCACUCCCAUUGCUAAAUCAGGAGAGUUUAAAUCCGAAUCAUUGGCCGACACUGCAAGGAGAAUCCACAAGGAGUUGGCUAGAAUGGAUGAUCAGUACCUUAGAUCAGCUAUCGAUUACUUGGAGACGGUACCUGAUCUUCAGGCCCUUGUUCGAGGGCCGACCUAUUUUGCUUGUCCUAAUCUCAAUAUAAACAGUUGGACUCGGUUACCAAUAUAUGAAGCAAACUUUGGUUGGGGUCGACCUAUUUUCAUGGGACCCGCAAGCAUACUUUACGAAGGUACAAUUUACAUAAUACCAGACCCUAGUGGUGAUCGUAGCGUGUCUUUGGCAGUGUGUUUGGACCCUGAUCACAUUGCUUUGUUUGAAAAAUACCUGUAUGAUUUCUAGUGAUAUAACUAGACAUGAAUGUUAGAUGUAAAAACACUUGUUUCAACUCCUGUUUUUUCAAUAUUUCAAUCUAAUGUUACUUAUUUAGUA